Messenger RNA from Zea mays, 2878 nucleotides. Its product is annotated as dnaJ homolog subfamily C member 2. The record is from RefSeq and is a predicted model, not a curated record. Gene Ontology annotation, cellular component: cytosol. The transcript is spliced from 2 exons. Gene Ontology annotation, biological process: regulation of translational fidelity; 'de novo' cotranslational protein folding. Bases 433 to 2394 code for a protein of 653 amino acids. Gene Ontology annotation, molecular function: ribosome binding; Hsp70 protein binding. NCBI's taxonomy places the organism in Eukaryota, Viridiplantae, Streptophyta, Magnoliopsida, Poales, Poaceae.
GCAGGCCCAACUUCAAGUCUUCAACUAACCCAACCCGCAUAGGCACAGCCGGUCAGCCGCACACCACACUCCGUCUCUACUCUAUAACCUAGGCCAUCGGCGGCGGCGGAUCGGCCACACGCCCACACCUCAGGCUCAACCAUCCGUCCCUCGACCUGUGACCUGCCCACCCACCGCCGCCAGCCUCGAACCGUCGAACGGCCAGCCAGCUAGCCGCACGGCCAGCCAGCCCGCAGCAUGGCCAGCUAGACGGCACCCAGCCAGCCAGCCAGCCGCACGGACAGCCAGCCCGUAGCGGAGGAGCCCCUGUCCGCCCGGCGCCCCGGCCACCGGCCACCGCUAGCCAAACACCGAAGCACGUCGCUGUGAAGGUUGUAUCAGUUUAUCUUGCCUCAGGAGCUUUGUUAAUUAAGAAUUUGACAUCAUUGGCAUAUGGCGUCCCAGAAGAGUUGUCUUCUGAUCACUUUCUCCCAGGAGAUUGUAGAUGGGGUGCCUUUGUAUGUUUCAUCAAACUGCCUUCCUGUAAAAGCUUUGAAAUAUGAACCUGCUGGUCAUUCGUUCCAUGCUGCGGCAAUGAAGCUUCUUGGUCUUGUGGAGCAUGAAGAUAUAGAAACUGAUGAUCGCAGCGUUUCAUCGGAUGACAAAAGCCAAGAUUUUAAUACUGCUUCUGAUACCUUUAGCAGCAAAGGGAAGAAGAAGUCAUCUGGCAGUCAACAGCAGGACCACUAUGCUUUGCUUGGGUUGGGGCACUUGAGGUUCUUGGCCACUGAAGAUCAAAUUCGGAAAAGUUACCGUGAGAUGGCUCUCAAACAUCAUCCAGAUAAGCAGGCUGCCCUGAUUCUUGCAGAGACAACAGAGGAGGCAAAACAAGCAAAAAAGGAUGAGAUAGAGAGCCAUUUCAAGGCCAUCCAAGAGGCCUAUGAAGUUCUCAUAGACCCUACAAAGAGGAGGAUUUAUGACUCUACAGAUGAGUUUGAUGAUGAUGUCCCAACAGACUGUGCCCCACAAGACUUCUUCAAAGUUUUUGGCCCAGCCUUCAUGAGAAAUGGACGCUGGUCUGUUACCCAGCCUAUUCCUUCUCUUGGAGAUGAUACUACUCCAGUAGAGGAGGUUGAUAAGUUCUACAAUUUCUGGUACAACUUCAAGAGUUGGAGAGAAUUUCCAGAUGAUGAUGAGUACGAUUUGGAGCAAGCUGAAUCUCGUGAACAUAAGAGAUGGAUGGAGAGGCAGAAUGCAAAGCUACAAGAGAAGGCCAAAAAGGUGGAAUACGCGCGAGUGCGCAUACUUGUAGACAAUGCUUAUAAGAAAGACCCAAGGAUCCAGAGGAGGAAAGAGGAGGAGAAAGCUGAGAAACAGAGAAGAAGGGAGGCGAAGUAUUUGGCAAAGAAAUUACAAGAAGAGGAAGCAGCAAAAGCUGUUGAAGAGGAAAGGAUAAGGAAAGAAGAAGAGUCUAAGAAAGCUGCAGAAGCUGCUCUACAUCAGAAGAAGCUAAAGGAGAAAGAGAAGAAGCUGCUCCGCAAAGAGAAAACUCGGUUGCGCACUCUUGCAGCACCUGUCAUUGCAGAUAGCCACUUUGGUCUGUCAGAGGCAAAUGUUGAAUCGGCAUGUGCUUCACUUGAUAUGGAACAGCUGAAGAAGCUCUGUGAUGGAAUGGAUAGUAAGGAUGCAGCUGGAAAGGCCAGGUUGCUGAGCAAUGUACUUCGCAAUGAAAGUUCCUCAAAGGAAGCAAAGAAAAUUGAAGGGAAUGGUGUGGAGCCUUCUGCCCCAAAAUCCAACUCUACAGGAGGUAGAGCGACAGAAGCCAGUAACAGCAUAUUGAACAGCUAUGAGAAAAAAGAGAGACCAUGGGGAAAGGAAGAGAUUGAGAUGCUUAGGAAAGCAAUUCAAAAGUAUCCUAAGGGAACAUCGAGGAGAUGGGAGGUUGUUUCUGAAUUUAUUGGGACUAGCAGAUCGGUUGAGGAAAUUCUCAAGGCCACCAAGACUGUUCUUCUGCAGAAGCCAGACUCAUCGAAAGCUUUCGACUCUUUCCUUGAGAAGCGGAAACCGACACAAUCAAUUGCUUCGCCUCUUUCGACCCGAGAUGAAAUUAGUUCAACUGAGGGAGCUGGGACUGCAUCGUCAAAGGCUGCAGCACAAUCUGCGAAUAGCCAGACAGCCAAUGAGAAAGCUGCUGCUGAUCCUGUCACGGAUGGAGGACCAUCCGUGUCAGAUCCAGAUGCCUGGACAGAUGCGCAGGUCCUGGCUCUAGUCCAAGCUUUGAAGGCUUUUCCCAAGGAUGCAAGCCAAAGAUGGGAGCGUGUGGCUGCUGCUGUUCCAUGUAAAACCGUAGUCCAGUGCAAGAAAAAAGUAGCGGCAAUGAGAGAGAAUUUCCGGAGCAAGAAAAGUGGGGAGUAGGCUGAGGCAUUGCCUCACUGGAAGUAUAUUUUGCAAGAAAGAGUCUGGACGGCAAUAUUUAUAGAAUGGAUUCAGCAUCUUAGCUAGAGAGGUAUUGCUUGGCGAACCUUUCAUCUCAUGCCACCAGUGGUGAGGAUAAUUUUGUUAUGGAGCUGUGACAGCUCAUUUAUUGUGGCUGGCCACCAGGGUUGUUUUACUUUGAGCAGCCGUAGCAGGAUGCCAUCGAAGCUCAUCUAUUGUUGAUGGGCUGAUGGUUGGCAAUUUUGCCGCAGUGGUUCGUGUGGGAUUUUGUUUCUGCAGGCUCCUGGGGUUGUAUAUGCGCUGCUGUAAGCCAAUGAAUGAAUUGUGAGCUAUUCCAACAUUCUUAGAGUCAAUUCAUCUCAGGUUUGAUCAAAUUUAUAUAAUAAAACACUAAUAUUUAUGAUACCAACUAUGUCAUUAGAUUCUUUAUUUAACUACAUUUUAUAGUAUAUCUAUUUGAUGU